ACAUAUUUUAAUGCAAUUUCCCAGUAAGUACGCUUGCAUGAACGCUUCCAGUAAUGGCAACACGUUGACUACGUAUGCUCAGGCGGCUACUUCUUUAUUGAGACCCACUGGGCAGUAUGAUUGAUUGUGACACUUAAUUGGUGCUUUAAAACAGCAGAAUGCAGGAUAAUCUUGAUUGGGUUUGAAUUCAGGGUACAUCACAGACCCAUAGAUAAGAUCAAACUUCUAGAAGCCAGCGAUUGAACUAAUUUAUUAGGCAGAAAUCAUGCCCACUACCCCUAACAAUCAGCUAAUGCCAUACCAAACUCCAUUGACUAGCAUUAUUUAAACUAUUGACAGCUCUUCUCUCCCCUCCUGUAUAUCAUCCUUCCCCUCCAUAGUCUGUGUCAGCAAUUCAAAUAAAAUCUUAAUUAGCAGUUUUCAAGUGGAUGUUUUUUCAGUUUUUUUUUACUGGUAUAUGAUUUUCAAUGUUUCAGAUCAAACUGUAUGAUUCAUCAUCAAAAAUAAGAAAACACGACAAUAAAAUAGAAUAGAUUAUGAAUUUUUUAAUUGUUAUAGCUUGUUUUUCAAGAAAAAAUCCAGUCUGAAGAUCAUGGGGAAGUGGGUUCUGAGUUUAAUGAAACAGAGCAUGAUGUUAAUGAUUUAUAUUGUAAUGUUUCUGUUUAUUUGUAGUUGCCCAAAUGCCCAAGGGGUGACUCUCUGUCCCGGUUGUGGUAAUACAACAGUUCCAUACCCAUUAAGCACUGCAGAUGGGUGUGGUCUCCCUGAUUACAGAGUCCACUGUAAUGCCCAAAAACAGCUUGAAUUGCCAGCCUUGAAUGGCAGUUCAUACAGGAUUCUGAGUAUCAAUCCAGAUUCCAUGAGAAUGGUUAUAAAGCCCUCAGAUCUGAUGAGCAAUUCAUGCCAAACCCAAGAUAUGAAGGCCAGUGGAAUACAGCUGAAUCAGAGCCUGCCUUUCAACAUCACAAGCACCAACACAGUAAUGUACUUGAACUGUGAUCCUGUAUUGUUGAGAUCUCCUUUGAACUGCACUUCUACCAGUCCCUGCCAUCAAUUCAUAGACCAAGUUGGGGAAGCCAAGGUGUGUAGAAACACUUCUCUGUGCUGCACUUUUACUGCUGGUGGUUCUUCUACUUCCUACAGAGUAAGGGUUUGGAGUGGCGGCUGCAGAGGCUAUACCAGUGUUCUUAAUUUUAACCCUGCCUUGCCUGUGAAUAAGUGGAACUAUGGAGUGGAGAUAAUGUGGGCUGCACCGCAUGAGCCUUCUUGUGAAAAACAGAGUGACUGUGACCAGAACUCUUCCUGCUUGAAGGACCCAAUGAAUUCUGCAAUCUCCAGGUGCCUCUGUGUUAAAGACUACGUUUGGGAUCCUGUGCAAGGAUUCUGUGCAAAAAAUGUGUCUGUCUGUAAUAAUCCUAGCGGCUGUGGGGGUGGCAACAACCGAGGGCCUUUAAUUGGAGGGUUGGUAACGGGAGCAUGUGUAGCAUUCAUAGUAGCAGUAAUCUCUGUGGUCUUCUACAGAAAAAAGAAGCUGCAGAUGGAAAUUCAAGCCCAAUUAUCCAAACAAAGGGCAGAAAUCUUAGCAGUCAACAGUGGAGGAAAGCCCGCCAAGCUCUUCACCCGCAAAGAGAUGCUCAAGGCCACUAAUGCAUUCUCAAAUGAUCAACUGCUUGGAAUUGGGGGUUUUGGCGAAGUUUACAGGGGAACCCUGAAAGAUGGAACAACUGUAGCAGUAAAGACAGCCAAGCUGGGCAGCAUAAAAGGAACAGAGCAGGUAUUAAAUGAAGUCAGAAUACUCUCCCAAGUUAAUCACAGAAAUCUGGUAAAACUUUUGGGCUGCUGUGUAGACACAGAGGAACCUCUCAUGAUCUAUGAAUACAUCCCCAAUGGAACCUUAUAUGACCAUCUUCACAAAGGCCCAUUUCUGGACUGGAAAACCCGCUUAAACAUUGCCUGCCAGACUGCAGAAGCUCUGGCCUACCUUCAUUCUGCUGCAUUUCCUCCAAUUUAUCACAGAGAUGUGAAAUCCACCAACAUUCUCCUGGACCAAAACAUGAAUGCCAAAGUCUCAGAUUUUGGCUUGUCUAGGCUUGCAGAGCCAGGUUUAUCUCACAUUUCUACUUGUGCUCAGGGCACCUUGGGCUACUUGGAUCCAGAGUAUUACAGAAACUAUCAGCUCACUGAUAAAAGUGAUGUCUACAGUUUUGGGGUCGUGUUACUCGAACUCGUGACGUCUCAGAAGGCGAUUGAUUUCAGCAGGGAUUCUGAUUACGUGAACAUGGCUGUUUGGGUGGUUGAAAAACAUGAGGAAGGAAAAGUUAUGGAGGUUGUCGAUCCUCGCUUGACAGAAAAGGCUUCGCCUUUGGUGUUGGAUACUAUAAAAUCUGUGGCUUUAAUGGCGGUAGGUUGCUUGCAGGAAAAGAGACAGGACAGGCCCAGUAUGAAAGAAGUUGCAGAGGAAAUCAACUAUAUUAUCACCAUGGAAGCUGCAGGCAUGUUACCAGAUGAUAAUCAUUUCGCCAGCUCAGCUGAUAACUACCCACUUCUCCACAAUUGAGCUCAUGUUUUCUGUAAAUUCCAAGCUGUAACAUAAGGUCUGUUCGUUCGUUUCUCCUGGCUGCUGGAUUUUCACAAUUUUGAUCUCAGUUUUUUUUAGAUUAGAUUGUGUUAAAAAUUUGUAUCAAGGCUUGAAUCAUAUUAGAUUUUCACAAUUUAUUUGUUGAUCUCUGUUGUUUGUGUCGUGAAGUUCUGGAAUACAGUAUAUUUAUAAUUUCAUAAUAAUAAUAUUGAUGAUUUUUA
Messenger RNA from Cryptomeria japonica (Japanese cedar), 2799 nucleotides. RefSeq names its product wall-associated receptor kinase-like 20. Bases 593 to 2557 code for a protein of 654 amino acids. Gene Ontology annotation, biological process: protein phosphorylation. Gene Ontology annotation, molecular function: protein kinase activity; ATP binding; polysaccharide binding. Lineage: Eukaryota; Viridiplantae; Streptophyta; Pinopsida; Cupressales; Cupressaceae. The transcript is spliced from 3 exons. The record is from RefSeq and is a predicted model, not a curated record.